This is a messenger RNA of Aedes aegypti (yellow fever mosquito), 2634 nucleotides long. Its product is annotated as V-type proton ATPase 116 kDa subunit a. Gene Ontology annotation, molecular function: proton-transporting ATPase activity, rotational mechanism; ATPase binding. Bases 140 to 2554 code for a protein of 804 amino acids. Lineage: Eukaryota; Metazoa; Arthropoda; Insecta; Diptera; Culicidae. Gene Ontology annotation, biological process: vacuolar acidification; proton transmembrane transport. Gene Ontology annotation, cellular component: vacuolar proton-transporting V-type ATPase, V0 domain; vacuolar proton-transporting V-type ATPase complex; plasma membrane. The record is from RefSeq and is a predicted model, not a curated record. The transcript has 7 exons.
UUACAUAGCUCGCAGUUAGUUUGCUCCGGUAACUCGCUCUGGUAGGUGAACACUCGAAAGUAUCUUACCUAGUUGUGGACCACCGCCCGUUAAAGUGAAUUAGUUAAUCAAGCGCAAAGAAACCGAUCCGGCCAAAAUCAUGGGGGCCAUGUUCCGCAGUGAGCAGAUGGACCUGGUCCAGCUGCUUAUCCAACCGGAGGCUGCGUACUCGUCGCUGGCAGAGCUUGGCGAACUCGGAAUUGCUCAGUUUCGUGAUCUAAACACCGAUAUAAAUGUUUUCCAACGCAAGUAUACCAGCGAGAUCAGAAGAUGCGAGGAGAUGGAACGCAAGAUCGGCUACAUCCGCCGUGAGUUGACCAAGGACGAGGUCGCCACGCCAGAUCUUUCGGACAACAUCCCUCGUACGCCCAACUCUCGGGAGAUUAUCGACCUGGAGGCUGCCCUCGAGAAGACCGAGAACGAGAUCAUCGAGCUGUCCGAGAAUAGCCAUGCUCUGCUGCAAAACUUCAUGGAACUUACUGAGCUGCGGAGCGUACUGGAGAAAACUCAGGGCUUUUUCUCCGACAAGUCAGCUGCGCAAAAUCUGGAGGCCACUGGAGGCGAUCCCGGCAGUGAGAACAAGCCGCUGGGAUUCGUUGCUGGAGUGAUCCCACGUGAGCGCAUUAUUGGCUUCGAGCGAAUGCUUUGGCGCGUAUCACGUGGUAACGUUUUCUUGCGUCAAGCACCCAUUGAUAAGCCAUUCACCGAUCCGCGCACGGGAGAUGAGAUCUACAAAAUUGUUUUUGUGGCUUUCUUCCAAGGAGAGCAACUGAAGAGUCGCGUCAAGAAAAUAUGCAGCGGCUACCAUGCUUCGCUGUACCCAUGCCCCAACGAAUACAAUGAGCGUUCCGAAAUGCUCCAGGGAGUGCGUACUCGCAUCGAAGACCUUAAUAUGGUCAUCAACCAAACGAAGGAUCAACGCCAACGCGUUCUUAUUAGCGUAUCCAAGGAAGUUCCCAAGUGGGAAAUCAUCGUCAAAAAGGUCAAAGCCAUCUACCACACGCUGAACAUGUUCAACGUCGAUGUAUCCAAGAAGUGUCUGUUCGGCGAAGCUUGGGUGCCAACAUCCAAUUUGCAGGAUGUAAAAAAUGCACUGAUUGCUGGCUCAUCAGCCGUUGGAAGCACGGUUCCGUCAUUCUUGAACGUGAUUUCAACCCAUGAGGCACCGCCAACGUUCAACCGGACCAAUAAGUUUACCCAAGGAUUCCAAAAUUUGAUUGAAUCGUACGGAGUUGCUUCAUACCGUGAGGCCAAUCCAGCGCUGUAUACCAUCAUCACGUUCCCAUUCUUGUUUGCAAUUAUGUUCGGCGAUUUGGGACACGGAUUGAUUUUACUACUUCUUGGCCUUUGGAUGGUUUUGUGGGAGAAAACGUUGGCCAAGAAUAAGGAUGAAAUUUGGCAGCUAUUCUUUGGUGGUCGUUACAUCAUUCUGCUGAUGGGCAUCUUUUCGAUGUAUACUGGUUUCGUCUACAACGAUAUUUUCUCUAAGACCAUGAACAUUUUCGGAUCAUCGUGGCAGAUCAAUUACAACACUUCGACCGUCAUGGAAAACAAAGAUCUUCAACUGAAUCCCGGAGAAGACUAUUCUGAGACCGUUUAUUGGUACGGAUUGGACCCUGCUUGGAUGUUGGCAUCGAACAAGAUUAUCUUCUUGAACUCAUUCAAGAUGAAGCUUUCGAUUAUUUUUGGAGUCGUUCACAUGAUCUUCGGUGUCUGCAUGAGCGUUGUUAAUAACAUGCACUUCAAAAAGAAGAUCAACAUUCUACUGGACUUUGUCCCACAGCUCUUGUUUUUGGUUCUGCUGUUCUUGUACAUGUGCUUCAUGAUGUUCUAUAAGUGGAUUCAGUAUACAGCUGUUACUGAGGAGGACCAUUUGAAACCAGGUUGUGCUCCAUCAGUCCUGAUUAUGUUCAUCAAUAUGAUGUUAUUCAAGCGACAGGAACCGUUGGAAACCUGCAAGGAGUUCAUGUUCGAGGGGCAACAAACCAUUCAAAUGGUGUUCAUAUUUAUAUCACUUCUUUGUAUUCCUUGGCUUCUGCUUGCCAAACCGUUGUACAUCAAGUUCACCAGAAAGAACCAUGGUGUUGGGGAUCACGUUGCCUCAAGCGGUCAUGGAGAUCAUGACGAUGAGCCAAUGAGUGAAAUUUUCAUCCAUCAAGCAAUCCAUUGCAUUGAGUACAUUCUUAGUACUAUCUCUCACACCGCUUCGUAUUUGCGUCUGUGGGCUCUUUCGCUGGCUCAUGCUCAGCUUUCUGAAGUAUUGUACAGCAUGGUUUUCACCAUUGGAUUGAAAUCCACGGGCUACACCGGGGCAAUCAUGAUUUAUGUGGUCUUCUGGCCGUGGGCAGUUCUGACCAUUGGCAUUCUUGUGGGCAUGGAAGGCUUAUCUGCUUUCCUCCACACACUUCGUCUUCACUGGGUGGAGUUCAUGAGCAAGUUCUACGAAGGCUUGGGCUAUCCCUUCCAACCAUUCUCCUUCAAGGCCAUUUUGGAUGCUGAAAACGAAGAAAAAUAACAUAUUCUACGAGUAGGUAUGUUGACUUAAGCAUAAAUUGCAAUACUUUCAACGUAUAGUAAUAAAAUUAGCUGCAAAUA